Echinococcus granulosus is the source of this 459-nucleotide messenger RNA. Its product is annotated as 40S ribosomal protein S14. Gene Ontology annotation, biological process: maturation of SSU-rRNA from tricistronic rRNA transcript (SSU-rRNA, 5.8S rRNA, LSU-rRNA); translation; ribosomal small subunit assembly. Gene Ontology annotation, cellular component: cytosolic small ribosomal subunit; ribosome. Gene Ontology annotation, molecular function: small ribosomal subunit rRNA binding; mRNA 5'-UTR binding; structural constituent of ribosome. The transcript has 2 exons. NCBI's taxonomy places the organism in Eukaryota, Metazoa, Platyhelminthes, Cestoda, Cyclophyllidea, Taeniidae. The coding region runs from base 1 to 459 and encodes 152 amino acids. The record is from RefSeq and is a predicted model, not a curated record.
AUGGCUGCGCGAAGGAAAGCUGGGAAGGUUCAGGCUGAGGAACAAUUGUCUCUCAAAGCUGCCUUGGAUCCUAAUGAAAUAGUUUUUGGUGUGUGUCACAUUUAUGCUUCAUUCAACGAUACUUUUGUCCAUGUUACGGAUUCUACUUGUUCCGAAACAAUUGUUCGUGUUACUGGCGGAAUGAAGGUUCGAGCAGAUCGUGACGAAUCCAGUCCAUACGCUGCUAUGCUUGCCGCUCAAGAUGUUGCCGAACGUUGCAAGGCCUUGGGCAUUGGUGCACUUCACGUUCGCAUUCGUGCUACCGGUGGCACCAAGGCUCGUACGCCUAGUCCGGCCGCUCAGUCCGCGUUGCGGGCACUUGCGCGCUCUGGAAUGAGGAUUGGCAGGGUUGAGGAUGUCACCCCAAUUCCCACGGAUAGUACGAGAAGAAAGGGCGGACGUCGCGGUCGCAGACUGUAG